Messenger RNA from Osmia bicornis bicornis, 2939 nucleotides. RefSeq lists its product as uncharacterized. The coding region runs from base 560 to 1507 and encodes 315 amino acids. Lineage: Eukaryota; Metazoa; Arthropoda; Insecta; Hymenoptera; Megachilidae. The transcript has 4 exons. The record is from RefSeq and is a predicted model, not a curated record.
UCUAGUUCUUUUUAAUUUUCCCGUAGGCAGGAAAUUUAGAAGAGGUGUUGUUCGUUUCUCUGACACAAAACGACGUAAUGUAGUAGAUCGGAAAUUUGUGUCGUCCAUAGUAAAUGGUAGGUGGUUGUGUCGUUUCGAAGUCACGGUAUUACCAUUUCCAAGGUCUUGUGAAAAUAUCGCAGUUAUGGGGCUAUUAAUUGCGCGAAAAUAUUCGACGUAUCGUAAAGAUGGAGUGAGUAAAUAAUUAAUCGAUACACGUAUUGUCCUUUUUAAAGAAGCUAGUGUUAUUGUUUAUGUUUCGAUUGUGAAAUUUAAACAACGCAAUAUGUCAGUAGAAGAACGUGCAGGUCGGUCUCCUAGGAAACGAUUUCAUUCCGGUCGAUAGAUUUUUGAACGGAGCAACAACGAUUUUUGGAUAAUUUUAUUGACAAUAUUUCAACGUAAUGCCUGGAAGUGUGAUUUAGUUGAAGAAACAAGAAAAACCGAAAGGAAGAACAGGUGUUUGGCUGUUGUCAUCGAACAGAACACAAACGAAAAUAAACAUUUGCAAAAACGUAAUAUGGGCUCCACGAGACAGCAAGAUAGAUUACUCAGCGGUGGAAUAUCUUUGCCGCAAUGGAUGAAAGGAAGAGCUGACAACAGAUUCGAUUUCGACGAGAGUACAUUUAGCCCGCCAUCUCACGACGAUAGCUUUUUCUACAUACGGUAUCCAAAGACACAGAAUCGGUUGGGUGGUUCGGAAGAAUCUCGAUCGAUCGACGAGGUUCUCGCCGGACAAGCCGUCGCUUCAUCGACGGCUCCUGUAACCGCAGAGAAAGAUACACUUGUUGCCGAACCGAAGAAGAGUCAAGAAAUCGAUUUUAGCAAGCAUCCUAUAGCGUGUCAACCAUUUGUACCAUCUUCGACAACGAAUAAAGACAGCGAGAUCAGGUAUGCGAAGAGUUUGUUGACUGAAAACGUCAAAGCAAAGUCCCAGGGUAUAGACGAUGGAUUUCACGGCGAACCAGCCCUCUGUGGAAAAUCGAUCGUUCUUGUAGCCAGUCAGAUGAUGUCUAAUAAAUUUCAUGAAACAUUCACGGCCGAACCGGCCGGAAGUGAACUGAAGAGAGUGAGCAAAUCGUUGCCGGUUACACCGAUUGCUUCUCCUGCUCAGAGUCCCAACAGUUCGCCGAAGGCCCGUCGUCGCAUAUCAUCCAAUCGAUAUUUCACCGCUUCCUUCCUUCUCGAUCGGGAGAAGUAUCAAGGGGGUUCGAUCUUGGCUUCGAUAUUAGGACAAUCCAGAGAGAUUGUUACUGCCAAGAUCGAGGAAGAGGAUGAGACGAACAUGGAAAUUCCUAUGCCGUCGUCCAGAGCGCUCAGUCGAAAACGAUCUAUAUCCUCGCAGAAUCUGACCUACGUUGGAACCGAUGAGAAAUCAGCCGACAAAGCAACGAUUUCUACCAACGCGAUGCGAGCAAAACCAUCAGAAUUAAGAGAAAUGAAUUUCUGGUCACCGACCUCGAUGUAAUACGCUAUGCUAUCUUGUCUUUUACGCUAUCACUGAUACGUUUAUUCAUUUCUGCUUGAAAUUUGUUCGUCUAAUAAUAAAGAACAAAUUAAUAAUAAUAAAUAAUAAUAACAAUAAUGAUAAUUAUAACGUUGUAUCGCAACAACAAUGAAUAAUAAUAAUAGUAAUAAUAAGAUUACAUAGUUGUUUUACAGUUGUGUAAAAUAAUAGUUCAAUAGAUAUUUGUUCGUAGUUCUACCGGGUGAUCCUCUCGCUAGGGGACACAAAGGAACUGGCGACAAUGAAUCCCUUGACCGCACCAUGAAGACACACAGAGUCGUCUCGGUCCGGAUAGGUCCCCGCUGGCACGUGACAAUACGGACCUCCUUAUGGUGUGGUGAAGGGAUCCAUUGUCGUCAGUGUUCCUUUGUGUCCCCUAGCGAGAGGAUCACCCUGUAUAGGUUUAUCACGUUUCUGUCAAACAACUGUCACGUUCCUGCGUGUCUAGCCGUACGGGUUGUCCUCGUUAGCGCGCGCUUGUACGAACGCAAGACCCGUACUUUCUUUGGUUCACGGUAGUUAACCAGUUAAUACUUAACAGCAAUAUACAUUCGAUUAGGUAAUGCAUAUUUGAUUAUAUUAGUUCAAUUAUUUAAAAACAGCCAUGCUUACGAGAAAGAGAGAUAAGGAGUGGCGAUUUUGAUCGCUGUAGCAAUAACCAAUUGCAUUGUUGCCGAAUAGAACGAUCUGUUUAACGUAUCAGAGAAUAAAACUAAUCUGUUUUUUAGUUAAAGACGGAAGCUAAAAGUUACCUGCUACAAGAAGUACAUAGUUCAUCACUUUUAGUCAACUAUUAUUUCGUUUCACUUAUUUCUAGCUGGAGUAACGAACAAAAGUAAUAAGAAACAACUCUAUAUACCAUAUCAUGUAUGAUAUAAAUAUGUAAGGAAGCAUUUCGAAGAAUGUUGUUCGAGAUGUUUACCAUGCAGGCGAAAGUAUUGUUAAUAAUAUAGUAACGCGGACAUUUUGGGAACAUCGAUAUAGCGAUGGUGAUAAUGACCGUGUAACGGUGGUUGUAAGCCGGGUGAUUAACAAUUAGUAUCUGUUGGAGCAUUGCCGGUGGCCGUGUUAGUUGUUUGAUCGUUAAAAAAAGCAACAUCGACUGUCUCGUGGUAACGAAAAAUAGGGAAAUUAUUAUUCGGAGACCUCGAUAUACCCUUGCGCGACAUUCCUACACAGCUGGAUCAUGAAACUGAAAAGGAGAAAGUUGUAACACGAUUAUAAGGACGGCUAAUUUAAAUACAUCUUAUUGUUAGUGAAAACAAUUCAAUCUACGACAGGCUGUCGAUCAGCUACAAAAUGCUCCAAGCUAUGAACAGUAGAAACUUUCGAUUCACAUAUUGUAUGGUAUUUUAUAGAAAGAUAAUAAAUAAAAGCGAUCUUCUACGCAAAA